This is a messenger RNA of Malassezia restricta, 243 nucleotides long. RefSeq names its product large subunit ribosomal protein L38e. The record is from RefSeq and is a predicted model, not a curated record. The transcript is spliced from 3 exons. NCBI's taxonomy places the organism in Eukaryota, Fungi, Basidiomycota, Malasseziomycetes, Malasseziales, Malasseziaceae. Gene Ontology annotation, cellular component: ribosome; cytosolic large ribosomal subunit. Gene Ontology annotation, biological process: protein-RNA complex assembly; translation. Gene Ontology annotation, molecular function: structural constituent of ribosome. The coding region runs from base 1 to 243 and encodes 80 amino acids.
AUGCCAAAGCAGGUGCAGGACAUUAAGAAGUUCUUGGAAAUCGCCAGCCGCGACGACGUCAAGGUGGCCCGCAUCAAGAAGACGGUGCUUGCCGACCGCACCGUGCAGACUAAGUUCAAGCUGCGCGCUUCGCGCUUCUUGUACACACUCGUUGUGAAUGACGUUGAGAAGGCUGAGAAGCUCAAGCAAUCGCUCCCACCUACAACGAAGGUCGAGGAGAUUGGCGCCAAGCGUUUGAAGUAA